Closterium sp. NIES-65 is the source of this 612-nucleotide messenger RNA. Lineage: Eukaryota; Viridiplantae; Streptophyta; Zygnematophyceae; Desmidiales; Closteriaceae. The record is from the annotation of a GenBank genome assembly.
AUGAGAGUGAGAGGAACAAUUUUGCCUUUACCCUCACAUCUCCCCCUCUUUCUCCUCGCCUUCAUCUCCCCUUCUCUAUUUUCUUCCUGUUCCUCUCUGUUCUUUUGCUGUCCCUCUCCGUUCCCCUCCGCCCCCCUCUGUUCCUCUCUGCUCCUCUCUGCUCCUCUCUGUUCCUCUCUGUUCCUCUCUGUCCCACAUUCCCCACAACCCUUCGGCCAAACGCAAUCAGAUCUCAAGUCCAAGCACAUUAUCCAAUCAGCGACGCACGUCCUCCUCUCGGGCACCUCAGCGGGCGGCCAGGCAGUCCUCUUUCUUUGCGAUCGCAUCGCUGCUGCCUUCCCCGAGGCCGCAACCAAGUGCGUGUGCGACUCGGGCUUCUUCAUUGCAGUUGUGAGUGGCCUUCCCCCAGGCAACACUGCAACGAACCCCAUUUGUCGCUCUCACCAUUGCCUCUCUCACACCCUCCUUCCCUCCUACCGAAAAGGGGGGAUACACAUGGCUCGACCCUACUCCAAGGACUGGAAAGGGGGCAACACAUGGCGUGACACGAUCAAGAGCACGGCUGCUCAUGAAGCAUCUCAUGAGCGCUCUCACACCCUCCUUGAGCAUUGA